UUCUCUGAUAAGCAGACAACAAAACAGUAUCAGUGGUGCGUUGAGAAAACGGAGUAAGGUUUAAUAUCCACCUGUUACAGAGUCUGUCUCCGAUCCUGAACCCGUCUCAGCUCUCCCACUCACUUCCCUACUCUCUCAACACUCUCACCUUACAGGUGGAUUCAAGUAGGAGCAGUGAUUAAGAAAGGCUGUAAAGAUGAUGGAGUUAGUUGUGUAUGGUGUAUUCGUAGGAUUAUCUCUCUUAGCGUAUGGUACAAGGCAUCUGGCCAACAAGAGCGAGGAUAAGAAGAUUUCUGUCUCAAAUGUUAACUUCAAAAGUUUUCAGAAGAGUUUCUUCCUCGUAUAUUUCCUGGCUCUACUUGGGGACUGGCUUCAAGGACCAUAUGUAUACAAACUAUAUGCAUAUUAUGGAUUCAAGGAAUCUCAGAUAGCAGUUCUAUACGUUGCAGGCUUUGCAAGUAGUGUUGUUUUUGGAACUUGUACUGGACCACUAGCUGAUAUAUUUGGCAGAAGGAAGUGUGCUAUAGCGUUCUCCAUCAUCUACACAUUCUGCUGCUUGACCAAGCUCUCACCUAACUUUAAUAUUCUCUUUAUUGGUCGGAUAUUUGGGGGGAUUGCAACCUCCAUGCUCUUCUCUACCUUUGAAUCCUGGUACGUGUAUGAACAUUCUGAGAAACAUGGUUAUCCCCCAGAGUGGAUUGGUAUCACUUUCUCAAUAACAACUUUCUGGAAUGGAAUAAUUGCUAUUUUAGCAGGAAUAAUUUCGAAUGUUGGGGCUGAAACGCUUGGAUUUGGUCCAGUAGCUCCUUUCGUAGUUGCUCUGGGUCCUCUUGUUGUCUGUGGGAUACUAGUCAUCAGAACCUGGGAGGAAAACUAUGGAAAUAGGAAAAAUGAUUUCUCUGGAUCCUGUAUGGAAGGUUUAAGGAUUAUAUUUAGAGAUGAAAACAUCCUUCUUCUGGGAACUAUUCAGUCCCUGCUUGAGAGCUGUAUGUAUAUAUUUGUAUUUCUCUGGACUCCUGUUCUUGACACUGGUUCAACAAGUGCACCUUUAGGAAUGGUUUUCUCUUCUUUUAUGGUUUGCAUCAUGAUUGGUUCCAGCACGUUUUCACUUCUUGCAAGCAAGGGGUUCUCAGAGGAGAAUAUACUAAAGUUUUGUCUCUAUUUAAUCGCAGGAACUAUGACUGUCUGUUGUUUCACUGCCAGACCAGAUGCAAGCAGUUUGGAUACUCUGAUUUCCUUCGCAGCAUUUCUAGUUCUUGAGAUUGGAAUAGGAAUGUAUUUCCCCGCUAUUUCCUAUUUGAGAAGUCAGGUUAUCCCGGAAUCGCAUAGAGCUAAUGUGAUGAACUGGUUUAGGGUUCCUAUGAAUAUAAUAACAUGCGGGGCUCUCCUGUGCCUCCACAUUGAGUCUGUUUCGAGGGAUAAGAGACUAGUUUUCGGGGCCUGCCUUGUCUUAGCUCUAACAGGUAUCCUUCUCUGCAAUCGGUUUAUGAAAACCUUCGGAGCAAAGAGAAUGGAGAAACUCCAACCAGUAGAUCUGGGUAAAGAGGAGAAAUCAGGUCUCUUGACAGAAGCUGAGGGAUAAAUACAAAAUUCAAUUCUUUCAGAGUUUGAUGUUUUAAAAAGUGUUUGAAUAAUCUCAGUAUAAUUAUACUUAUAUUUAUUUAAUUUAUUAAAUUUUCAAUU
Molecule: messenger RNA, 1683 nt
Organism: Eurytemora carolleeae
Lineage: Eukaryota; Metazoa; Arthropoda; Copepoda; Calanoida; Temoridae
Product: molybdate-anion transporter
Exons: 15
Coding region: 197-1582 (461 amino acids)
Biological process (GO): molybdate ion transport
Cellular component (GO): membrane
Molecular function (GO): molybdate ion transmembrane transporter activity
Source: RefSeq, a predicted model, not a curated record